CCACUUUGACUCGCCUGAUAUCUACAUGGUGUGCUAGCCUGCGGCCGACAAUGCGGCAAACUUGCGGGCUAAUUAUGCUCUUUUGGUUGGUGUAUGGCUUCAAGCGUCGCCGUUUCCGGUCAGACUUUGUGCUUGGCACCGCAACACCACGCUCUUUCAAAUGCUGGAGCCUGGAAUAGAUAGUGAAGGCUUAGUGAGCGCUCUGCAUGAUUGUAUCAUGGGAGAGCUAUAUAUGUGUGUGCCGCAUCCCUUGGGGUCUCAUCGCUUUCUUAGGGCUAUCAGGCUUUCUUCAACCGGUAUUAGAGCUCAGACCAUCAAUCCCAGAUUCCGAGUCAACUGAAUCAACCUGUUCAACCCGAUCCGUAGUCGAGAACAAUGGCGGAUCCUAACGUCACCUUACGCGUUCCCUACGUCCAAACUCACCACAAAGGCCCCUACCCGGCCAUCUCACCCCGCCGGUCGGAGCUGAGCCAGGCCGAUAGGACGGUGCUGAUCCUCGGGGGUUCGGCCGGCAUCGGCUUUGCCAUUGCCCGAGCCUUCAUCCAGGCCUCCGCCGCCAGGGUCAUCAUCACGGGGCGCCGCGCGGGCGUCCUGGAGGAGGCCGUCUCGCAGCUGAAGCAGACCGACGGCGGCGCUCACGGGACGGCAGUCAGCAGCUAUGUCUCCGACAUGGCAAGCCUCCGGGACACGGAGCAGCUGUGGGCGGGCCUGAAAGCUGCCGGCAUCGUCGUCGAUGUCCUUGUUCUCAACGCCUUCGCGAACGGCCAGCCCAAGCCGCUCCUGGAAGCUGACCUCGGCGUGACCUGGGGUGCCUUUGAGACGAACGUGCGCGGGCUGUUGGAUCAUGCGCAGCGCUUCUACAAGCAAGGCGGAGGCCGGCAAAAGCAUAUUGUCAACGUCUCCACCGUCUCGAUCCACGACUUCAUCUACGGCAGUAGCUUUGUGCGGACGUAUUCCCUGACCAAGAACUCGGGCGCCCUCCUGAUGCAGCUGAUCGCCAAAGACACCGACGCCAGAGACAUGCAGAUUAUCAGUUUCCAUCCUGGCGCCGUCCUGUCCGAGUCGGCCCGGAAUGUCGGGUAUACCGAGGCAUCGCUGGACUGGGAUCAUGAGGACCUGCCGGGCCAGUUUGCCGUGUGGUGUGCUAGUGAGGAGGCCCGGUUCCUGCACGGCCGCUUCCUCCCUGCCUGCUGGGAUGUGCAGGAGCUGAAGACGGGGGAGGCGAGUGGCCGGUUCGAGUCGGAGGACCACUUCUUGCGGGUUGGAGUAGUUGGUCUCAGAAGCUAGGGCUGGGCAUGAGUGCUGCAUGCGAGAGAAAAGAUGAAGGGGUCCCUGGCGAUUUCUCUAGCCUUUUGUUGCCCCGGCUGAUGGCUCUCAUGUGCUGAUCACGCUGUGCCCCUCUGGCUAACCAGUCUGAUGCUGGGUUCCUCGGGGAUGCCUUUUUGCCGGUGCUGGUGUUGUACUUGAUAUAUUGGUCCUUCUGGUCUCCGUCCCCGCAUCUACCUUCGACCUGUUAAACGUAAAAGUGUCCGGGGUACGGAAUAGUGUAGGGCCCAAGCCCCGGGAUCUACGGGACCUGAACCGAGGUUACCACUGGCGGGCUGUGCCGCCGUCAAGUUGUCAGAAUCAGGGGUGCGGCUGAGAUUCUGGGGAAUGAAAAUUGACAAGAUGAG
This is a messenger RNA of Chaetomium strumarium, 1673 nucleotides long. RefSeq lists its product as uncharacterized. The record is from RefSeq and is a predicted model, not a curated record. NCBI's taxonomy places the organism in Eukaryota, Fungi, Ascomycota, Sordariomycetes, Sordariales, Chaetomiaceae. Bases 376 to 1287 code for a protein of 303 amino acids. Gene Ontology annotation, molecular function: oxidoreductase activity. Gene Ontology annotation, cellular component: cytosol. The transcript is spliced from 3 exons.